GCCAGUCAUUCAAUCCUUCACAUCAAUCAAUGGCGGACGUUGCUCCAGCUGGAUCUGUCGAUUCUUUCAGUCGCUCUCGAUCUCGCUCGAGAUCCCGUUCAGCUUCUCCCGUUCGACGCACCAAUGGUGGUGACCGUUAUAGAGAUCGAUCACCACCACCACGGCCACUUAUUAAUGAUCCUGAUCCGAUCCGUCGACGCGAGAGAGAACGACAGCUCAUGAUGAGACAGGAAAUGUCAGCUACCAAUCCACCAGCAAAACGCAAAGUUGAUCCUGCGGAAGAGAUGCGAAUCGCUCAAACUACCACUAAAGCUGGAGGUGCUUAUAUCCCUCCUCACAAACUUCGACGAAUGCAACAGGAGAUAUCAGAUAAAAGUAGCAACGAAUAUCAGCGUAUCACAUGGGAAGCUUUGAAGAAGUCUAUCAAUGGUCUCAUCAACAAAGUUAAUAUCACCAAUAUCAAAAUGAUCAUACCAGAAGUUUUUGGAGAAAACCUAGUUCGGGGAAGAGGACUAUACUGUCGAAGUAUUAUGAAGGCACAGAGCGCCAGUUUACCAUUUACAUCGGUGUAUGCUGCUCUGACCGCGGUCAUUAACACCAAAUUGCCCUCUGUUGGCGAAUUAUUACUGACUCGACUGGUUGUCCAGUUUAGACGAGCAUUCAAGCGAAACGACAAGACUGUUUGCUUGGCAGUAACCAGCUUCAUUGCUCAUCUCACCAAUCAACUUGUCGCCCACGAAAUUCUAUCUCUUCAAAUAUUGGCAUUAUUACUGGAGCGUCCCACCGAUGAUUCUGUCGAAAUUGCUGUAGGAUUUAUGCGUGAAGUUGGCGCACAUCUCGCGGUUGUUUCACCCAAACCAAACAAUGCUAUCUUUGAUCGCUUCAGAGCCAUUUUGCACGAAGGUCAGAUCGAUAAACGAACGCAAUAUAUGAUUGAAGUAUUGUUUCAAGUACGAAAAGACAAAUUCAAGGACAAUGUUUCGAUUGCUCAGGAUUUGGACUUGGUAGAGGAAGAGGAUCAAAUCACUCAUUAUAUUGGAUUAGACGAUGAUGAACUCGAAACUCAGGAAAUGUUAAAUAUCUUCAAAUUCGACCCUGAGUACCAAGAAAACGAAGAAAAAUACGCCUCUAUCAAAGCCGAAAUUUUAGGCGAAGGUAGCGACGCGGAUGAUGAGAGUGGAGAUAGCGAUGACGACUCUGAAGAAAGUGAAGACGAGGGAGAGGAUGAAGAACAACAAAUUCAACAAAAAUUACAAAUUCAAGAUCGUACCAAUGCAGAUGUCAUUGCCCUGAGAAAGCAAAUUUAUCUCACCAUCAUGUCGUCUGUGGAUUUUGAAGAAUGUUGCCACAAGCUUAUGAAAUUGAAUAUCCAAGAGGGCCAAGAGAUUGAACUGUGCAAUAUGAUCAUCGAAUGUUGUUCUCAAGAACGCACUUAUCUCAAAUUCUACGGACUUAUGGGAGAACGAUUUUGCAAACUUAAUCGUUCAUGGGGUGAAGCGUUUGUUCAAUGCUUUACGGAUGUGUACGAAACUGUCCACCGAUACGAGACCAACCGAUUGCGCAAUGUUGCUAAAUACUUUGGACACUUGUUCUCAACCGACUCUCUUCCUUGGACCUGCUUCGAAGUUAUCAAGCUGAAUGAAGAGGAUACCACGUCGGCUUCUCGUAUUUUCAUCAAAAUUCUCUUCUUGGAGAUCAGCGAAACCAUUGGCCUUAAAACUCUCAAGGAACGCUUCAAAGAUCCUUAUUUGCAAGAAAGCUUCCAGGGCAUGUUCCCCAAGGAUAACCCGAAGCACACCCGUUUUGCUAUCAACUAUUGGACCUCCAUUGGACUUGGUGGUAUAACAGACGACCUCCGUGAAUGGCUCCGCAAUGCACCCAAGAUGAUUAUGCGCCGUCAAGCUGAGAGUGACAGUAGCAGUGGUAGUGAUAGCGAUUCCGAUAGUAGUAGUGGUAGCAGCAGCAGCGGUAGCGACACCGGUAGUAGUAGCAGUGGUUCGAAUAGUGACAGCGACUAUUAAAAGAAAAAUAGCCUUGUCAUUUUUAUAUAAAAAAAACCAAGAUAUACGUUUUAUCUCUACUGGUUCGCUUCUUAUCACACGA
Molecule: messenger RNA, 2103 nt
Organism: Umbelopsis ramanniana AG
Lineage: Eukaryota; Fungi; Mucoromycota; Umbelopsidomycetes; Umbelopsidales; Umbelopsidaceae
Exons: 4
Coding region: 30-2021 (663 amino acids)
Biological process (GO): mRNA splicing, via spliceosome
Cellular component (GO): catalytic step 2 spliceosome
Molecular function (GO): protein binding; RNA binding
Source: RefSeq, a predicted model, not a curated record